UCAAGAUUUGCAGGAGGGGAGACAUGCCGUGGAGUAGUAAAACAUUAGAUCGCGCAACGUUCCUCCUCCCCAUAUCCACCAGGAUCGGCACCAACAACCCCAUGGCGCCCCUGGUCACCCUCACGUCCACCGCGUCCAUCUUCCUCCUCUUCUGCGUGAUCAAUGUGCUCAACUACGUGGACAGAGGCAUCAUUCCAGGAGCACCGACACAGUUCCAGUACUUCAUCAAGGACACCCUCCAUACGUCCAUGACCGAGGAAGGCUUCUACCUCGGCGUCCUCGCAUCCGCGUUUAUCACGAGCUACGCCGUCUUCAUCGUGCUCUUCGGGUACUUGUCCAUCACGAUGCGGCCGUUUCGACUCAUCGGCGUGGGGCUUCUCAUCUGGUGUGUGGCCCUCGUCCUAUGUGGGCUGGCCCAGUCCGCCCAGAGCUUCUCGUUACUCUUGUUCGGCCGCGUUCUCAGCGGCAUCGGCGAAUCGUCAUUCCAAUGCAUCUCCCCCGCCUUCAUUGACGAUCAUGCUCCCGCAUCCACUCGCACUCUGUGGAUAGGCAUCUUCUUCACCGGCACCUCGGUCGGCACGGCCAUCGGAUACGGGUACGGCGCGUACUUUGCGCAUUCGUCGUUUGGAUGGUCUGCGGCGUUCUACGUAGCUUCGUUCCUGAUGCUUCCCCUCGCUCUUCUAUGUCUCUUUGCCAUUCCCCGCGAGUUUGACGUGCCAAGCAAACCUCCGCCGACCAAGGACGCUGUGGAUGAAUCCAGCCAUCUCAUCGUGCCUGCUUCUGGUCCGUCCAAGGACACAGCGCCGCCACCGUCGAUCGUCCACGAAGCUGUGGACGUGCUCACCCAUCCCAUCUUCGUUCUGACGGUGCUCGGAUCUGCCGCGUUUACCUUUACCAUUUCAGGCCUCGGGGUCUUUGGCCCGCUAUUCCUUCUCGGGUUGGGUCUGUUUCAGUCUGAGACGGAAGCAUCCAUGAUGUUUGGGUCUCUUGUCGUCAUAAGUGCGAUGAUUGGCACCCCCCUCGGCGGGUACAUGUUGGACCGGUUCUCCGCGGGCGAGUCGCCUGCCCGCCGCCAGUACCUGGCGCUGGUGAUCAUGACGGUGCUCAUGUCCGCGGGGGUGCUCCUGAGUCUGCUGGCGUGGUCCGCGCUUCCUUCCAAGACGCCGUUCCUCGCCCUCAUCGCGCUCGCCCUCAUCUUCCUCUUCGCCACUCCAUCCUGCACGGCCGUGGCCGUCCUCCUCUGCGUGCCGCCCUCCCGGCGCAACUUUGCCGUGGGGAUUUCCACGCUGCUGGUGCAUGUGUUUGGCGACGUGCCGUCGCCCAUCCUCCUCGGCAUGCUCAAAGACAUCUACGCGCCGCACUGUGGCAGCGUCGAUAUUGACCACCACAUUGGGCUCAACCCAGAAUGCAGGUAUGUACGUACUGACCGUUCCAGUAACUGUAUCGCAUGUUUCUUGAUCUUGUAGCCAAGACCAGGACGGCCUCAAGCUGACGUUCCUCGUCCCCAUGCUGUGGCUGCUCUGGACUGUGCUGACGUGGUCGGCGGCGAUUGUCGUCGCGCGCUGUCGCGUCCCCAGUCGUUAUUAAGUGCCCUAUAUAACUUAAUGCAACAAGUGUAAUACAUAUACCCGAUGCAUAUUGUUUGUACAUUAUUCUUUGUUAUAAUUGGUGA
Molecule: messenger RNA, 1672 nt
Organism: Aphanomyces astaci
Lineage: Eukaryota; Oomycota; Saprolegniomycetes; Saprolegniales; Verrucalvaceae
Exons: 4
Coding region: 24-1466 (480 amino acids)
Biological process (GO): transmembrane transport
Cellular component (GO): membrane
Molecular function (GO): transmembrane transporter activity
Source: RefSeq, a predicted model, not a curated record